Messenger RNA from Drosophila sechellia, 424 nucleotides. RefSeq lists its product as uncharacterized. The record is from RefSeq and is a predicted model, not a curated record. The coding region runs from base 39 to 362 and encodes 107 amino acids. NCBI's taxonomy places the organism in Eukaryota, Metazoa, Arthropoda, Insecta, Diptera, Drosophilidae. The transcript is spliced from 2 exons.
UUAAAGUUUAAUCGUCAAUUUGAACCGAGUGGGGCACUAUGAAGUUUCUGGCUCUUAUCGUAUAUGCCUUCGUAAUGCUGAGUCUGGUUUCCAAACUGGAGGCUCGCCAGCGUUUCUACUGCCUGUGGAGCACCAAAAGGACCUGUUCAAGGACCAGUCCCAAAUGCCUUCGACUCCAGUCGGGAGUUGAUGCACAGAAUAAUGCGAUAUACACAUGCAAAUACUAUCGCGACGAUUGCAAGUACCUUCUGGAUAAUUGCAAGGGCAGUACAGCUUAUGGCCAACUUGGCACAUCGGUGAAUGUGGUUACUUAUUGCAUUGGAAAUAAUAUCGCCAUUGGAGGAACAGGAGACUGCACAUAAGCUAGUUGUAUUUAUUGUCAUUUUAUAUAUGAGUUAUUAAUUAAAAGAUGUUUUAUUUUCUA